Messenger RNA from Dictyostelium discoideum AX4, 825 nucleotides. RefSeq lists its product as hypothetical. The record is from RefSeq and is a predicted model, not a curated record. The transcript has 2 exons. Lineage: Eukaryota; Evosea; Eumycetozoa; Dictyosteliales; Dictyosteliaceae. Bases 1 to 825 code for a protein of 274 amino acids.
AUGUCAGGAAUCUAUAGUAAUAAUAAUAAUAAUAUAAAUAAUAAUAUUAAUAUAAAUAAUAAUGAUAUAAUUAAUAUAAAUAAUAGUAAUAAUAUAAAGAAUGUUAUAGACCUUGGAUUAAAUCAAAAUAAAUAUUUAGUAGAACCGGAUAAAGGUUGUUUAUUUACGGCACAAACUACAUUUAAAAUCCAAUAUUCACCACAAAUUUCACAUGUCCUAACAUGUAGAGAAUAUACGAAAUCAGUCGAACAAUUAAAUUCAACAAUAGAGCCUUUAUUAUCAAGUUUUAGAUUAAACAAUCUUUUAUUCUUAUUUAUUUUAUUAUUCAUUCCAUCAAUUAUUGUCACAGCGAUUAAUGCAAGUUUAGGAAAAUUAUUUUUGCCUUCUGUAAUUGUUGGUGGUAUUUCAUUUCUAAUUAUAAUAUUUGCAAUAUUUAGAAAAUCAUUUUUACAUAGAAAACUUGUUCAAGGCAUAUCUAGAGAUAUUAGAGAUUUUAAUAAAAGGUUUCAAAGUCGUCAAGUUUUAUUAGAAUAUUUAGUAACUACAAAAUUUAAUCAAAAGAAUGGUAGAGAAUAUAGUAUUAGUUUACAUUUAAUUUAUCCAAUAAUAACAUUAACUCCGGGAAUGUUUUCAAUAAAUCAACAACAAGAACAACAACAACAACUACAGCAAAAACAACAAAAUAAAUCUCAAGAAUUAGAAUACCCACCCCCAUUAUCGAUUCAACAACAACAACAACAACAACAACAACAACAACAAACAGAACAAAAUUACUAUGAUGAAGAGGAUAACUCAAAUGAAAACUCUUCACUUUUACGAUUUUAA